Salvelinus fontinalis (brook trout) is the source of this 3965-nucleotide messenger RNA. Its product is annotated as leucine-rich repeat and immunoglobulin-like domain-containing nogo receptor-interacting protein 2. Gene Ontology annotation, cellular component: plasma membrane. Lineage: Eukaryota; Metazoa; Chordata; Actinopteri; Salmoniformes; Salmonidae. Gene Ontology annotation, molecular function: protein binding. The transcript is spliced from 6 exons. The record is from RefSeq and is a predicted model, not a curated record. Bases 1017 to 2861 code for a protein of 614 amino acids.
GUGUGUGUGAGAGAGAGAGAGAGAGAGAGCUGCGUUCAUUCUUCCACUUCUCAGCAGACAGCGUUCUACAGAGGAGAGCUACAAAACAAGGCAAAUUGGAAGGGGAAAAAUAGAGAAUAUUAUACAAGAAGAGUUCGCUAUCCACUUCUACCUCCUAUUGGGUGGUGAGAGGUGUCUGAAAGUUUGCACUCUGGGGGACCCCUCCCCCCAAUGCUGGGCUGAACAGAGGACAGCUCCCAUCUUCGAGGUGUGGAGAGCACAGACUACCUCUAGUCAUUUGCAGUGAAGCCAGUGCGCACGAGGAGUGUUCUCCCUCUGUGGAUCUCACAAUUAAUCGCUGCCUGCCUGUCUGCAACAAAAGAGGAGAAGAUCCAAUCAGCGUUUGGGUUUAAUAAGGUGGAAUACCAAGGGACGCAACAGAAAGAUACAGCACAACCAGGGAAAUAAAGGAAGUAGGAGCUCACAGCAGUGAAAGACAUCAUUUAGAGAGAAAAAAAAAAACGCUUUAAGGUAUUUUGAAUUCAAAGGCUCCUGUUCCAGGUGAACUUGAGAAGCAUCAUUUUCUUUUUUGGACCUCUCAGCUUCAGUCAGCUAAUCUUGUGGACUAUUGGAUCCUGGAUGGCAUUUCAAGACUGACUGUUCCAUGGCCCCUCAUCUUCUCUCUUCUUAGCCGGAAAAGAACCAUGUAGUCUGAACAGGUUCUGAUAUGACAUCGGAAUCUUGAAAUAAGUGACCUGUGUAUUCCACUGGGGAUUUUUAACUACUCUUCAGUCACACUCUAUGGGCAUCUACUAUCAGAGGCCCUGCCAGGUUCCUAGAGGAAGGAGAGCUACGAUUGACUCUCACACAGGUUCAUUGCCAGAAGUCACAAGUGCUGACAGGGGAAAUAUUACAACGAAUUCACUGGCAGAAAUGUGCAAAGCAGAUAUAGAAGCCUGAAAAACAGUGAUAACUGGGGGGGAAAGAACAGGCCAUGGCUGAGAGGAUGAUUGCUUCUCAAAGUGAGCCGUGACAGAAUGGUCGACUGUAUGAGUAAAGUCAUGCUGCACACGGCCCUCUCAUGCUGGCAACCGUUCCUGGGACUGGCUCUUGUGGCCGUCUUCGUGGGUUCCGCCUUGGGAUGUCCCGCCCGCUGCGACUGCUCAGCCCAGAGCAAGUCUGUCCUGUGCCACCGCAAACGCCUACCGAGCAUCCCAGACGGCAUCCCCAUCGAGACCAGGAUCCUGGACCUGAGCAAGAACAAGCUGCAGGCCGUCAACCCGGAUGACUUUGCCCCCUAUCCUGGUCUAGAGGAUUUGGACCUCAGUGGGAACAUUAUCAGCUAUGUGGAGCCGGGGGCCUUCAACCCUCUGUACAGCAUGCACUCACUUAGUCUCAAAAGCAAUCGUAUUAAGCUCAUUCCUAUGGGCGUCUUCACAGGCCUGUCCAACCUCACCCGGUUGGAUGUCAGCGACAACAAUAUUGUCAUCCUGCUGGACUACAUGUUCCAGGACUUGAACAAUCUGAAGUUCCUGGAGGUGGGUGACAAUGAUCUAGUGUACAUCUCCCACCGGGCUUUCAGUGGACUGCUGAGCCUAGAGACGCUAACCCUCGAGAGAUGCAAUCUGACGGUGGUGCCUACUGAGGCCCUGUCCCACCUGCACAACCUGGUAAGACUUCACCUGCGAUACCUCAGCAUCAGCACCUUGCAUGCCUACUCCUUCAAGAAGCUGCUCCGAUUGCGCCACCUGGAGAUUGACAGCUGGACCUCGCUGGAAAGUGUGCCGGCCAACACGCUGCACGGCCUCAAUUUGACCACGCUUUUCAUCACCAACACCAACCUGUCCACCUUCCCAUACCAGGCAAUCAAGCACCUGCACUACCUGACGCUCCUCAACCUGUCCUUCAACCGAAUCAGACACAUCGAAGGGAGGUUGCUGUCGGAGUUGGUGCACCUAAGGGAACUGCAUCUGGUCGGGGCUCAGUUGUCGACCGUUGAACCGUAUGCAUUUCAGGGCCUCCGGUGGCUCAAGGUCCUCAACGUCUCCCACAACCGUUUGGACACCCUGGAGAAGGGUGUCUUCCAAGCUCCUGAGGCUCUGGAAGUCCUCUUGAUCGAUGACAACCCCCUGGUUUGCGACUGCCGCCUCAUGUGGAUCCUGCAGAGGAGGCAGUCCAUCUACUUUGGUGACUCGCAGCCGGAGUGCAGUACCCCCGAGGGCAUCCGAGGCAGGCCUUUCAGGGAGUUCAAGGAGACCCUGCUCUCCUACUAUGUGACGUGCACCAAGCCCAAAAUACGGGAGAACAAGACGCAAACAAUUGCCGUGGACGAAGGUCAACCAGUGAGACUGCACUGCAGUGUUGAGGGGACCCCCAGGCCGGUGGUGUCGUGGCUGUCCCCACGCCGGCGCCUCCUCACCAACAAGAGCCACGGUAGAGUCAUGGUCCACAUCAAUGGGACGCUGGAGAUCAAGGCGGCCGAGGUGCAAGACGGCGGGGUGUACCUUUGCAUGGCAACCAACACUGCGGGUAACGACUCAUUAAUGACCUCCCUAGCAGUGAAAAGCCUGGGGUCGCUCUACGCAAACAGGACCCAGUACUACACAGAUCCCAGCAAUGCCACUACCAAUGGGACUAUCAACGUGACCUACGGCUUGGACCUAAAGACUAUCUUAGUGUCGACAGCAAUGGGUUGUUUCACAUUCCUGGGGGUGGUUUUGUUCUGCUUCCUGCUCCUGUUCGUUUGGAGUCGGGGCAAAGGGAAGCAUAAAAACAACAUAGAUAUUGAAUACGUACCUCGGUCCAAGUCUAAUGGCACCUCUAUAGAUGGAGGAGCAGAGGGGCAAGCUGGACCCCGUCGCUUUAACAUGAAAAUGAUCUAACAUGGUUUGUGAAUCUGGGAAUCCAAAUGUUGGGAAUAAUCUAAGGAUUAUUUAUUCACUUCUGAAUUUCCCACUGCUGCAUGAGAAUGCUACCGGGAAUGGAAAUAGCACUGCAGAGCGCCAUAACAGGACACAGGAGUGCAGUCCCAAAUCAUUCCAUCUUAUUGGAUGCAAUGCUACGACAUUGUGAUGUAUGUUUUUGCACAGUUGUCAGUGAGCCUGUCUAACACGGAUCCUCCGAAAUGAACUUAGUUGCUACCCAGGUGACCUGUAAGGUAUAGGUGUCAGUAAUCAAGCUUUUCAAAUUCAAUUUAUAUACCCAAAAGGAAUCCAUAAGUGCUGGGUUGGAUUUAACGACACUACAGAACCUUGUACAGUACAAAUUUGUAUCUAAAAGUAUUACUCUUAUUUGUUUGGUCUUGCACCAUGCUUACUCACAGAACAGACUGAUCAAACUGAGCAUCAUUCCAUCCGACCAUAAUCUUUGCAUAGGUGUACGUAAAUGCUUCAUUAUGUACGUGUAUGUACAUAUUCAUUAAAACAAACUGUUCAUAGCAAUACUCAUGGGAUGCAACGUCAGCCAAAAUCUCAAUUCCCCCAACCUAAUAAGCAAAAUUGUAACUCCCCACUUAUGAAAUUGUCCAUGAAUGUAGGAAAGGGCUUCUACAGGAUUGCAACGUCACACUGGAGAAAAGAUAUCCCUGUUCCCCUAAAUAUGUUUUAUUUAUUUAUUGUCAACCAUAAAAGAAAAUGUAUUUUAUUUAUCAAAGUGGUUUGAGGUUUUUACAAAAGUUGGUAUUAUAACACUAUUCUGGGGAGUAAUAAAUACUUUUGAGGAUCUUGAAGUUGACAGAGAACCUACAAAGACCACUUUUUCAUCCUAUUUUUGUAUUUUUAUUCCUUUGACCGUAACCUUUGCCUAAUGGCAAAAUACAUGUGUCCAUCUUACUACAGUGAAGUUGACAUCUUUUCUCCCCAGUAAGAAAUUUUGACUUUGUUGUGGUAGUUCCUCAUUUUGUUGUAGAAUCAUUUAGAUUGUGACAAGUUCAAAGUAAAAAGAAAUAAAAAAUCAUGUAUGUGAAAUAAAAUAAGAUUUAUUUGUAA